AUGGGUCAGCCCAGUUCACUAAGCGCCAUGGAGGGCAUGACUGCCGCCACAGAGGCAUACAUCCAUGAUGAGACCAUCACGAUCACCCUCGACGACUGUCCCAAAACCUUCAUGGUUUCUAAAGCUUUGCUUUGCAGUACAUCCACUUAUUUCACCAAGGCUCUCGAUGGGGGCUUCGCAGAAGCAAAGACUCGGACACUGAAGCUACCAGGCUGCGAUCCGGCCACCUUCGAGUUGUUCAUCUACUUCUUCACCACCAAAAGAUUUCCGGACUUUGUGGGACCUAACCAGGGCAAGGACCUUGAUAAUGCAUCGGUAGCGGCAAUUCAAGCCCGCCUCGUACGCGCAUGGGUAUUCGGAGAUUACAUGAGAAUGMCGCUUUUCCAGAAUCAAGCCAUGAAUUGUCUGCUCGACUUUCUUGGUGUCUCCAGGAUCCAUGUCGCAACCGUGGAGAUGGUCUUUGAAAAUGCGCCAACGGAUUCGGUCUUGCGACAAGUUGCGGUCUCAGAAUGUGUGUGGCGGAGGGCUUUUCACACAGGCUUUUCCAGCUCUUCAAUGAGGAGGCUGGCCAAGUUGUUGGACUUUCUGUACGAGUUCGCGGAUGCUAUGGAGGACCAGUAUAAGCUGGAGUUGGACUGGGACCAGUAUCCUCACAGUCAAGAAGACCGUAGCGAGUACAUGGUGGCGCAAGAAGGCUCCGCGGGGAAAUCGUAA
Ramularia collo-cygni is the source of this 714-nucleotide messenger RNA. RefSeq lists its product as uncharacterized. The record is from RefSeq and is a predicted model, not a curated record. The transcript is spliced from 2 exons. The coding region runs from base 1 to 714 and encodes 237 amino acids. Gene Ontology annotation, molecular function: protein binding. NCBI's taxonomy places the organism in Eukaryota, Fungi, Ascomycota, Dothideomycetes, Mycosphaerellales, Mycosphaerellaceae.